GAAAAAAAUGUAAAAGUCGGAUUGUACAGAAACGAAGCUGAUUGAUAACUCCUGAUGGAAUCCUCGCCCGAUAACGUCCAAUGAUAAAAGAUGAUGUCAGCUGUUUCAAAGAAACAAUGUUGUACUUUGUAUUGAUAAGGCUUGCUUAGGUUGGGUUUAAAGUUGACAACUAUUGUGUGAAGAAAUAAUUUUAAAAAUGGAUGGACGACGUGAAUUUAGUCAAAGAGCUGGUUCUUCUGAAGUUCGUCUACAAACUGAAGCAAGAGAUCAGGGGGUCAAGGCGCAUUGUGCUGAGGUCUCAUGCCAAGAAGCCCAACAGGCAUUUCCUGCAUUGGGGGACUUUUUUCAGCAGCCAAGCUCAGCAACUGAUCUGUCAAAGUCUAGGCCAAAGGCUCGUCUAGACUCCGGUGCAAGUGGCUUUGCCUAUGGAGAUGAAAUACAACAAAAGUUGUCCAUGAUCAAUGGCACAAUAAACAAAAUGACCAAGGAACAACUUCAGGCAAAACUGAUGCAUAUACGGCUGAAUUCAUGUGGGAGUAAAGACGUGUUGAAGAAACGUCUGAAGAACCACUACAAGCGUCAACGACUUGCUCAGAGUCACAAGCUGUCGUCCGAGGAGAAGAUGAAAUACCGCUACUUGAUUGUCAUUGAUUAUGAAGCAACUUGCAGUGAGACCAAUGAAAACUUUGUGCAUGAGAUUAUUGAAUUUCCUGCUGUUUUGAUCGACACGCAGAACAUGGCCGUGUGCAAUGUUUUCCAAAGGUUCUGUAAACCAAGACUGAACCCUGUUCUGACUCAGUUUUGCACAGAUUUGACAGGGAUAUCUCAGCAUCAAGUGGACAAAUCAAAUGACUUCAUUGAAGUUUUCUCAGAGUUUGAAGAAUGGAUGUCAAUACAUGGAUUGGGAACAGAGCAUAAGUUUGCCAUUCUAACAGAUGGUCCAUGGGAUAUGGCAAGGUUUCUUAGAACACAGACCGAACUCAGCGGUAUUGACUUCCCUGCAUGGGCCAAGCAAUGGAUCAACUUACGCAAAGCCUAUUCUGCUUUCUAUGGUGUAGGCAGGGUCAACCUUCAGCACAUGCUGGAUGACCUUGGCAUGAAGUUUCAAGGCCGGCCACACUGUGGGCUGGAUGAUGCCCGGAACAUCGCUAACAUAGCCAUGCGGCUUCUCCAAGAUGGCUGUAUUAUGCGGAUCAACGAGUACUUUCACGAGGACAAUAAGAGCCCCGUGAAAAAUGGGACAUCGCAAAAGUCUGGGAGGGCAGACACGUUCAGAUCUCCCACCAAAUCUCGCCUGACCCAGGUGAACAGUUCCAAAGACAAUGAACAAGGCGCUUGUCGACCGGACAUUCCUCAAGAGGGAGAGAAUGUCUCGGACUUGCUGGAAUACCUCCGGAUACAAAGGUCUUAGCUACUGUUUUAUGCUUUUUAGUAAGCUUUCAUUCAUGGUUGUUAGAUCUUUCUCGUUCUGAAAGGCCUGUGCUGCUGUAAUGUUGGAUAAGUCCAGUAAUAGAAAUGUUUUAAAAAAAAAUUUCUUUGCUUGAAAGUAACGUUUUUUUGUUUCACUCUGAUUAGUUAUUGCCUUUAUAGUAGGCAGGUUUUUAAAAUGGAAUAAUGUUUCUCUGGGCUCCUGAUUCUUUCUACUGCUACUCCUUGGCUCCUUCUUACUGCAACCUUUCAGCAACACCCCUGAUCUUAGGGUAGAUGAGAUCAAACACCUAGCCUUUCUGGAAAGGGGCAGAAGUUGUGCACGUUGAAGAUCCUUUGAUGGUCCUAAAAUUGAUAAGAGUAGGUUUCAGCCGCCACCCGGGCAAAAUUCAAAAUUAAUUCCUAUCGAAUUGAAACUGCUUAAUGCGUCCCAUGUGCUCAUAUGAUGGUAAGCAGUUGCGAGCACUAUAAAACACUUAUAACACCCCCCCCCCCCCCC
Molecule: messenger RNA, 1927 nt
Organism: Aplysia californica (California sea hare)
Lineage: Eukaryota; Metazoa; Mollusca; Gastropoda; Aplysiida; Aplysiidae
Product: 3'-5' exoribonuclease 1
Exons: 7
Coding region: 197-1411 (404 amino acids)
Biological process (GO): exonucleolytic trimming to generate mature 3'-end of 5.8S rRNA from tricistronic rRNA transcript (SSU-rRNA, 5.8S rRNA, LSU-rRNA)
Cellular component (GO): nucleolus; cytoplasm
Molecular function (GO): nucleic acid binding; 3'-5'-RNA exonuclease activity
Source: RefSeq, a predicted model, not a curated record